AAAUAAAGGAAGAUUUUGUACUUGGUUAUAACUUAUAACGUAUUAUAUUUUGUAAGUUUUGAUAAACGAUUUUAUGUUACAAUCGAAGCUAAAUGGCAAUAUGUUCCAAAAUUCUUCUGAAGGAAAAAUGAUCGGCGACAUGGCACUAAACGAAACGGAUAAGGAACUUGACGCAUGGAUCGACGGGAUUACCUUCUCCAGACAGGUGAAAAAUUUGUCGAGGGACUUUUCGGAUGCUGUUCUUAUGGCGGAGAUUCUGAAGUUCUAUUAUCCGCGAUAUGUGGAACUACACAAUUAUGUGCCAGCAAAUAAUUACAACACUAAGAAGGAGAAUUGGAAUACACUGAAUCGAAAAGUGCUCACAAAAAUUGACAUGAAAUUAAACAAGGACACAAUCCAUCAUCUAGCAAACGCAUCUCAAGGUGCAAUCGAGAAGUUGUUGUUAGAACUGAAAAUAAAAAUUCUGAGAGAUAGCGAAGAGUUUCGAUUACAUAAAUCGAAGCUCAAAUUUAACAUGGAAGGCAUCAACGUACAAAUAUCAAAGAAAAAGAUUGUAGACAAUUCAAUGGACGAUAAUUCAAAACAACUUGAUUUGGACCCAGAAAUCUCACAAAAAUCCGACAAUAAAGAAAUUUGUGAAUUUAAUUCAUCGAAAUUAAGAAGAUUUCGAGGGCUAUUUAUCAUUUUCAGUUGGAUUACUUGUUUUUUUCGUAUAUGGAAUAUCAUUAGUUACUGCAGAUUUCCUCGUUUUGGCAAACGCAACAUACUUGUGGAUAUAGCAACUGAGCGUAUUGAAAGUGUAAAUGACGAAAAUAUUUCAUGUGCAAUCUAUACGGAGUUGAAGCAGCAGUUGCGUGAAAAGGAAGAGAUAAUAUCCACAUUAAAUCAUAAAAUCACAUAUUUAAAGAACUCGAUGAAACUCAAAGACUUACGUAUUUCUAGCUUAACAACACAAAUUCUGCAAAAUACCAUCGGAAUAGAUUGUUCGUCAAAAUCGCCGUCAAAAGGCAGUGCUCAUGCAAAAUUGCGCUCACGAUCACACAAUUUUCACGAAAACAAAACAAAUUAAAAACUUGUAGCAAUGCGAAAAAAAAUUACGAAAUUAAUGAUGUACAUCACAAAUCGCGUGUGUAAAAAUACUACUCUUCUCAUUACGACAUAAUUUAAUAGAUUUUUAUGAAAAUUAAAUUUAACUUGCAUAUUUUGAUUUAUCAAGUAACCGAAAUUUUCUAACUAAAUAAACAGUCAAUGAAUCUCUCUGGUUAUUAAAAAAAAUUCUGAUUUUUAAUGGAGCAAGAGUUUCCUCAGAUUCACUCAUCGAGAUAAAAACAAAAUCGACAUCAAAGUUAUGCAUCACAAGGUCUCUCUUCCAAUCACUUUCUCAUCAUUG
This is a messenger RNA of Linepithema humile (Argentine ant), 1390 nucleotides long. RefSeq names its product sperm flagellar protein 1. The record is from RefSeq and is a predicted model, not a curated record. Gene Ontology annotation, biological process: regulation of cytoskeleton organization. Gene Ontology annotation, molecular function: microtubule binding. Gene Ontology annotation, cellular component: axoneme. NCBI's taxonomy places the organism in Eukaryota, Metazoa, Arthropoda, Insecta, Hymenoptera, Formicidae.